Nycticebus coucang (slow loris) is the source of this 9170-nucleotide messenger RNA. RefSeq names its product sortilin related VPS10 domain containing receptor 1 (gene SORCS1). The record is from RefSeq and is a predicted model, not a curated record. The transcript is spliced from 26 exons. Gene Ontology annotation, biological process: post-Golgi vesicle-mediated transport. Gene Ontology annotation, molecular function: protein binding. The coding region runs from base 297 to 3827 and encodes 1176 amino acids. NCBI's taxonomy places the organism in Eukaryota, Metazoa, Chordata, Mammalia, Primates, Lorisidae. Gene Ontology annotation, cellular component: membrane; Golgi apparatus.
GCAGCGCCCGCCCUCCGUCCCGCGUCGCCCGCCAGCGCGCCAGCGCCCGCUCCGCCUGUGACUUCAGUUCGGCUCCACCCCCGCGUGGCGAAGGCUCGCUCCGGACGGACCCGCGCUCGGCACAAGCCCAGCCCCGGCGAGCGGCCGCCACCUGCCCGGCGCCGCCUCCCGCCCCACCGCGGCCCAAGUUGGACGGAGUUGGGGUCUUGAGCGCCUGCCCCGCAGCCCGCCAGCGGAGAGCCCCACGUUGCCACCUUCGCUCUGGGACACCCUCUCUGCCCGUCUCCACUCCCGCCAUGGGAAAAGUUGGCGCUGGCAGCGGCUUUCUGGCCGGGAUGAGCGCGCUCCUCGCCGGCGUGGGGCUCUUGGUCCUCUGGGCCCCCGGCCCCUGCGUUGGCAGCUCUUGUUGCCCCCCGCGACACUCCACCUCGACCUCACGCUGGGCACCGGCCUCAGGGGGCUUUUCUCACCAGGGGGUGCCAGGCAGGGCUCCAGACACGCCCCUGCCCCUCCCAGUGCGCCCCCUGUUCGCAGUGGCCCCCGGGGACCGAGUGCUGUCCCUGGAGCGGGCCCGGGGCACUGGGGCGUCCGUGGCGGUUGCUGCACGCUCUGGCCGGAGAAGAAGGAGCGAAAGGGAUCAGGGGAAAGCAGAAGAGAAAGACGGCGGGAGUAGGAGCCCCCGGGGAGUGCUAAGGGACGAAGGGCAGCAGGAGACUGGGACCCGGGAGCGGGACCCGGACAGAGCCCCCCGCUUCCGGACGGAGGAGCUGAGACUGACCAGCACCACGUUUGCGCUGACUGGCGACUCAGCACAUAACCAGGCCAUGGUCCACUGGUCUGGCCACAACAGCAGCGUGAUUCUCAUUUUGACAAAGCUCUAUGACUAUAACCUGGGGAGCAUCACGGAGAGCUCGCUUUGGAGGUCAACCGAUUAUGGAACAACCUAUGAGAAGCUGAAUGACAAAGUUGGUUUGAAAACCAUUUUAAGCUAUCUCUAUGUGUGUCCUACCAACAAGCGCAAGAUUAUGUUACUCACGGACCCCGAGAUCGAGAGCAGCUUACUGAUCAGCUCGGAUGAAGGGGCAACGUACCAGAAGUACCGGCUGAACUUCUACAUCCAAAGCUUGCUUUUUCACCCCAAGCAGGAGGACUGGAUUCUGGCAUACAGUCAAGACCAAAAGUUAUACAGCUCUGCUGAAUUUGGGAGAAGGUGGCAGCUUAUCCAGGAAGGGGUCAUACCCAACAGGUUCUACUGGUCUGUGAUGGGGUCAAACAAGGAACCAGACCUCGUGCAUCUCGAGGCCAGAACUGUGGAUGGUCAUUCACAAUACCUGACUUGCCGCAUGCAGAACUGCACAGAGGCCAACAGAAGUAAACCCUUUCCAGGCUACAUCGAUCCAGACUCUCUGAUUGUCCAAGAUGAUUAUGUGUUUGUCCAGCUGACUUCAGGAGGCCGGCCACAUUACUACGUGUCCUACCGAAGGAAUGCAUUUGCCCAAAUGAAGCUUCCGAAGUAUGCUUUGCCCAAGGACAUGCACGUCAUCAGUACAGACGAGAACCAAGUGUUUGCGGCAGUCCAAGAGUGGAACCAGAAUGACACAUACAACCUCUACAUCUCGGACACUCGCGGUGUCUACUUCACCCUGGCCUUGGAGAACGUCCAGAGCAGCCGAGGCCCUGAGGGCAACAUCAUGAUUGACCUCUAUGAGGUAGCAGGGAUAAAGGGAAUGUUCUUGGCUAACAAGAAGAUUGAUAACCAAGUGAAGACUUUCAUCACGUAUAACAAAGGCAGAGACUGGCGUUUGCUGCAGGCACCAGACACAGAUCUAAGAGGAGACCCCGUGCACUGCUUGCUGCCUUAUUGUUCCCUACAUCUUCACCUGAAGGUCUCUGAGAACCCCUACACAUCUGGGAUCAUUGCCAGCAAAGACACAGCUCCCAGCAUCAUCGUGGCAUCAGGUAACAUAGGUUCUGAAUUAUCAGACAGUGACAUCAGCAUGUUUGUCUCUUCAGAUGCAGGGAACACGUGGAGGCAGAUAUUUGAAGAGGAGCACAGCGUUUUAUACCUGGAUCAAGGCGGAGUCCUGGUUGCUAUGAAACACACAUCUCUUCCAAUUCGACAUCUUUGGCUGAGUUUUGAUGAAGGCAUAUCUUGGAGCAAAUACAGUUUCACAUCUAUUCCACUUUUUGUGGACGGGGUUCUGGGUGAGCCUGGAGAAGAGACUCUGAUCAUGACCGUGUUUGGACACUUCAGCCACCGCUCUGAAUGGCAGCUGGUCAAAGUGGACUACAAGUCUAUUUUUGACAGACUGUGUGCCGAGGAGGACUACACUCCCUGGAAGCUCCACAGCCAGGGGGAAGUAUGCAUCAUGGGAGCAAAAAGGAUAUAUAAGAAGCGGAAAUCAGAGCGGAAGUGUAUGCAAGGGAAAUAUGCAGGAGCCAUGGAAUCGAAACCCUGUCCCUGCACAGAGGCUGAUUUUGACUGUGACUAUGGUUAUGAGCGACACAGCAAUGGCCAGUGUCUGCCGGCAUUCUGGUUCAAUCCAUCGUCUCUGUCAAAGGAUUGCAGCCUGGGACAGAGUUACCUCAAUAGUACUGGGUACAGGAAGGUGGUUUCCAAUAACUGCACUGAUGGCGUAAGGGAGCAGUACACUGCCAAGCCACAGAAGUGUCCCGGGAAGGCACCCCGGGGGCUCCGGAUCGUCACUGCUGAUGGAAAGCUGACAGCAGAACAAGGGCAUAACGUCACUCUUAUGGUGCAGUUGGAAGAGGGUGAUGUCCAGCGGACACUCAUCCAAGUGGACUUCGGGGAUGGUAUCGCAGUGUCUUAUGUCAAUCUCAGCUCCAUGGAAGAUGGGAUCAAGCACGUCUAUCAGAACGUGGGCAUUUUCCGAGUGACCGUGCAGGUGGACAACAGUCUGGGGUCUGACAGCGCCGUCCUGUACUUACAUGUAACUUGUCCCCUGGAGCAUGUACAUCUGUCUCUUCCCUUUGUCACCACGAAGAACAAAGAGGUCAAUGCAACGGCAGUGCUGUGGCCCAGCCAAGUGGGCACACUCACUUACGUGUGGUGGUACGGCAACAACACGGAGCCCUUGAUCACCCUGGAGGGAAGCAUAUCGUUCAAGUUUACUUCGGAAGGAAUGAAUACCAUCACCGUGCAGGUCUCAGCUGGGAAUGCCAUCCUGCAGGACACAAAGACCAUCGCGGUGUAUGAGGAAUUCCGGUCUCUUCGCUUAUCUUUUUCUCCCAACCUGGAUGACUACAACCCAGACAUCCCGGAGUGGAGAAGGGACAUCAGCCGAGUCAUCAAAAAAUCCCUGGUGGAGGCCACGGGGGUUCCGGCCCAGCACCUCUUGGUGGCGGUACUUCCCGGCUUACCCACCGCUGCCGAGCUCUUUGUCUUGCCCUAUCAGGAUCCAGCAGGAGAAAGAAAAAGGUCAGCGGAUGAUCUGGAGCAGAUAUCGGAAUUACUGAUCCACAAGCUCAACCAAAACUCAGUACACUUUGAGCUGAAGCCAGGGGUCCAAGUCCUUGUCCACGCAGCCCACUUAACAGCAGCGCCGCUGGUGGACCUCACUCCAGCCCACAGCGGAUCCGCCAUGCUGAUGCUGCUCUCAGUGGUAUUUGUGGGGCUGGCGGUGUUCGUCAUCUACAAGUUUAAAAGGAAGAUCCCGGGCAUUAAUGUUUAUGCCCAGAUGCAGAAUGAGAAAGAACAAGAGAUGAUCAGUCCAGUCAGUCACUCUGAAAGCAGGCCCAAUAUCCCUCAGACUGAACUCAGGAGGCCUGGCCAACUUAUAGAUGAGAAGGUGGAGUCACAGUCAUAGGUAAAUGAUUCCCUAGCCAUCAGCUCUACAGCCUGAGUAGGCAAUGGCUGACUCUCUCUCUAACCCCUUUCUGGCUUGAAAUAACCACUUUCUUUUGCUCUAACACCCCUGAGAGAAAUAGUCGGAUGCCUCUGUCUUUGCUUCUUCUUAUCAGGAUGAAAAAAAUAUAUAUUCUUGCUCCUAUUUAGUUUUAUUCUUUCAUUAGUUUAUUACUCUUUUUGCAAAAAUCCUCCCUAAAACAUUGGCCUCCAAAUGAUUUUUGAACAAAAAGCCAAGCAUUUUCUCUAAUGAUACACAAGAAGGAGAGGCCUCAGAGGCUGGGGCUGGUGGGCCCGAAGGCCCGGCAAAGAUUGAGGGACAGGGUGGGUAUUAAUUAGAACCAAACUUGGCAGUCUUCACCCCACCUCUGAGCCCCAGAACACAAAUACAGGACUAAUAUCAUGGAAGCAUCCAGCCUGAUCACCUGGGGAAGUUUUCAUUAUAUCUACUAGCAAUCUAGAAACUUUCCCUCAAAAAAUGAGGGACCCGGGAACUUGAGGGCAAGAGGCAUAGAGUUUGUAGAAGACCCAGGGAGCGGGGCAUCCUCAGAGAGACCACUGGAGAGCUCAACAAUUACAGAGCAGAUUGGCAUAUUUCUUCCUCUUUUUGACUGUCCCUUAGCAAUAGUCUUAAAAUGGACUUCGUCCUAUUUAAACAGAGCUCUCUCCACCUGUGAAGUAAGCAUGGCACCCCACCAUAGAGACGGAAGUUCACUUCCAAGCCCCACUACUUACUGCAGAACAAAGUUUCCAGGAAGUUAGACAAACCCAGGCAGCCACGAUUGCUGAUCCGUUUCUCUCCUUGGUUCCUCCCGUGUGUGUUUGUUGGCAUCAGGAAUUCAAGCUGUAAAUGUUUCCACCUAGAUCCCACAUUGCUGACUAAGAUGGAUAAAUAAUUAUCUAACUAUUCAUGCUUGGCUCUAAUGUAAUAAUGCCAAACCAUAUAGAAGGCCUUUACAUAAAAUUUGUGAUGUUACUUGGAAAAAAAAUUUGUGUAAAUGGAAACAUAACCCUCACUUUAAAUGAAUGUGGGAAAGGUAUGAUGCGAAUAUUAAGGGGAAAUUUAAAUGUGAUGACUGGCCCCUGCCAUAGAUACAGGCUGACGGCAACAACUACAGCCCUAUCUAGAGUCUAAUUUUCACAGUGCCCUUUCUUUUAUUCAGGGAGACAAGGUGAUACAUGCGUAAUUGCUUUGGGUUAAAAAGUAAAAAGGCUUUUUCUGUCUCCAAGUCCAGAGAAGCAUUGACCCUGUCUGUUCACUUCUGAAGCCUCUAAGUGCAUUUUGGGGGUCAUCUGGUUCUGGGUCCCAUUCCCGCAGGCGAUUAAAGCACAGCCUCCGUUUCUCUAUUAAGGUAGCAAUUCCUCCUUUACCAGGGACAUGUGGCAACGUGUUGCAAAGUCUCUGACCCCUUUCCAUUUUCAGUGUCAUUAAAUGAGUAAGUGUUACACGUUUUCUCUUAGGAGAGUAGCUUUACCCUCCCCUCCCUCCCCUUCUACUCAACCUGGUGACUCAUCUCUCCGAUUGCAAAGAGCAAGACAUGCCAGUCCACCUUCAACGCCAAAGGGAUCGGCUGCUGCGGCACAAUUUGCAAUUUAAGGAAAACCCCCAAAGGCUACAGGCGACCUGCUGAUCAGGAAAGAAUUUCGCUCUUGUCAAGUGCAUCAUCCUUCAUGACUACUAACUUUAUGUUUCUUUUCUUUCCUCUGUUGUUCUGUUUCCUAUUUCGCCAGGAAGUAUUUCCAUAGUUGCUGAGAAUCAAAGCACAAAAGAAAUCCCUACCUAUGUAAAUGUUUGAAUGGAGGACGCCAGUAAAAACAAAAACAAAAACAUCACAACAAAAAAAAUAAAUAAAUAAAAACAAUCAAAAUCCCAACAAACAAACAAACACUCACUGCAUCGGGACUUUUUAAUUCUUCAGACACAGACAACAAGGGUUUUUAGCUUUAAGCCUGUGCAUGUGGACAAUACUUUGAGAACAUGUCUGGAGGGGCAGUGUACAGGUGCUCUAUUUUAAAUGGAAAACACUCCCCUCCCUCUUUCUUCUUCUCUUUCUUUUUUCUGAUCGGUCGUGUUUGUAGGAAAUUCAUAACAUAUAUAGGCCAAGGAAAUCUGCAUGUAUUUUUGGAAACAUUCUUGGCUCUAGAUCUAACAGCUAUUUUAGCACUACAGGCUGACGGGUGGAUUAGCCACCCUGGCUCCUUUCCUAAGACAUAAAGACACGCACAGGAGUUUGAAACCCUGAGCUGUUAUUCUGUUCCGCUUUCCGUAUGGUCAUUUUCCCUCUGAGUUAGCGUCGGUAGCUCUGUUGGUCAACAGUGACCACAGGGCUGCUUUCUCCAUUCUCUGUGGCUACAGGGACAAAGACGAGGGGGAGACCCGUGUAAGCAGGUGGAAAGGGAAGGCCGGGAGCAGGAUCUCUUCCCACCGUGACCGACUGCUUCCCUGUAUAGCUCUUCCUACCCCUGCCCCGACUUAGGGAGAUGACGGAAUCCCAUUACCAGUUGUCUUUCCUUCCGUUUUGUUUGCCAUCCACGCGUGGUCCUGCUCUAUCAGUGUCUUCAAAUCUCUUCUUUCCAAUCCCCAAGUAAUUCUUCAGCUGUUCCCACUUUUUCUUCCCAAAUAUGUUGCUAGAUUCUGGACAUUAACCCUGACGUUUCCCAAAUACCGGCCUCCCCUCUGCCCACCCUGCCUCCCACCACUCACAGAUCUCUGAUCCCGUAGUCGGUUUUGUAUGCUCCCCAGCAUGCCAGCUUCUGUGCGCAGCGACCCAGCGGCAUCCUGCCUGCAGGGUUCACUUUCAUGUACCCUUUGUCUCUCCCUCUAGAACCUGCCUUUCCACCUGGAAACAUAUAAUGUGUGUGAAAGAGUUGAUAUAUAUGCAAAGCAAUUCAAAGCUGGCCAUGUACUUUGGAAAAGAAAGCAUACAGGUGAAUAAUGGUAUUCUCACACCUUAGCAAACAAACAAAAAAAAUCUCAUGUGGUUUCAGAAACUUCCUGUGAGAAAUGUUUUGAAUGUAUGACUAUGUUCCAGGGCAAUUUCUUCCUGGGAUGGUUGCUGUUACCUGGUACUUCCUCUCUCACAGUAGAAUAAAUAUAUUUGUGAAAUAAAACUGAUACUUUAACCAGAAGAAGAAGCAGGUUAAUGGACUUAAUGUUUAAGAGUGUCAAGAAGUCUUAGGGAAUAUAUGGCGCUCCUGUCUUGCGUUAGGAUGGGUGUUUGAUGAUUUGGAGUGACCCUAAGGAUUUCCCACGUGGGCUCUCUGAUCUCUGAGUAUCCUCAUACUAUUGAAAGAAAAAUAAGUCAGUAUAAAGGGGGAGGGAGUUUUUUCAUUAGCAGAGUGGAUCGGUUCAAAGCUAAUUGGCUGGAAGUACAAAGAAAUUGCAGGGCUGUUGUAAUGAAAGGUCCAGAGAAAGAAGGAAAUAAAAGCCCGUGCAGCUGUGUACUGGGUACAGCACGCUCUCAAUUACAGGAGAAAGUAGUUCCGAAAACCACUGAGAGAGCUCAGCCUCUUUCUUGGCUGUGUCCACAAGCCAAUAACAGGGUAUAACAGGGGCCCUGGUGACAGUGGGCGUCCUGCAGAUCCUGAUGACUCUUCCCUUAUGUUGCUUAGCAGAGAAAGUGUAGCAGACCUGCUGUCAGAAAUUAAUCACAUAGACAUUUUUAUGGUCAAGGAUGUUCCACAUGGAUCUAAGAAAUGGAUUAUGCCUGAAGCAGCCACCUAUUUGCAGAACUCAAUUGAUCUCCCACCUGCCAGGCUUCCUAUCUCACUGGAAACACCCCCAUGGAUCCUUUUUGGUUAGAGCCUCCUAAAUUAAAUCCGGAAGACAGAGUAUUUGAAAACUAGAAGAGGUUCACUCAAACCAGCACAGGGAGUGCUCAGAGUUGCAUUUCAUUUCAUUCUAAUUAGAGAACUAGGAAAAAGAGGAAUAAUACUCUUAAAUUUUGCACAGUGCCUUGCCUAGAGUAGUUGUAUGAAAAUUAUUUGUUGAAGAAAUAAGUGAAUGAAAAGGCGUAGGGAAGAAGGGGCUGUAAAUCCUAAUUAAAAACAGGUGGACAGGAGAUGCCUGGCAUUUUGGAAAGUGACCAAAGGUGGCCAACUGUACAUUCAGCACCCUCUGGGUCCUGGCGUGCCUCUCCUGGAAGCCCCCUCCCACCUGUAGAAGGUUAAUGAACUAAGAUGCUGCUCAGAGAGGAUCUCCUUAAUCUUAGGGCCUAGGCCACUGGCUCUCAAGCGUGGUACUCAGACCAGCAGUAUCAGCCGUCACCUUGGGCUUGACAGAAGUACAAAUUCUGGGUCCACACCCCAUACCUACUGAACAGAAACUCUAGAGCUGUGUUUUUCAACCUUUCUUUUUAAUCGCCUGGCACACUUGAACCUAUAGUUAAACUUCCUCGGUACACCUAGAUUAUGGUGGUUUUUAAAAAAGAAUUUUGUAUAUAUAUACACACACACACACUGUGCUUUGAACUUCUUUUAAAAAUAAUCUAAUUAAUGACCUUUCCAGUUUUUCACAGCACACCUGAGGUUCUUUCGCGGCACACACAAUGUGUGUCACGACACUGGAAAUCACUGCUCUAGUGGCUGUGCAGUGCUCAAGGGGAUGGCAGGCCCAGCAAACUAUUUUAACAAGCCCUCCAGGUGACUGUGAUGCACACUGAAGUUUGAGAACCAACUUCGGUAGUAUUCAGUAGUUGGCCACUCCUGCUGAAUCCUACCGGGAAAGCAGUGAUGAGAGGCUACACAUUGGAGGGACCCAAGUGCCUACCUACUCACUAAUGCAGGUGCAAAGACAAUGAGGAGUUGGGUGGGCAUCAGGACAGAAGAAGGUGCUGAGAGGGGUGUUUGUGGAAGGUAAGAUUCAGGGCACGCUAAAACUCUUAAUACUGCAACAUUUUCCAGAAUCCCAGAGGGCAAACUGUGCAUGCUCUACCCUGCGCUACCCAGCCAAUAUUUUCUCCCUUGCCUUAUUUGUAAUUGGAUCCACUGUCCAAAAUACAGAGGUUUGCUUUGCUUUUCUUCAGAAGUUCCAAACAGCAACUUUGAGAGCAAUGGGGUGCUUGGCAGCUGUUCUGUCUUUUCCAGGAUUCCAACUGAGCAUUGAAAUCCUUCAUUUGCCAACUUAUUUUUAUAGGAAGCCAAUUUAAAAAACAAAUGAAAGUUUUCUUAUAGUAUUGGAACUACUUCUAAUUUUAAAAUGACUUUUUUGAUGUAUUUUUGGUUAAAUACUAUGUAGUGUAAUGUAUAAUUGCUCUUGUUUAUUGCUUUUACAAUCAUAUUUAUUAAACAGAUACUGUCUCUAAAA